CACUUCCAGUGAUCCCGCAGCCCACAGUCUCUCCUCGUUUGCAUUGGAAUCGAAAUCACUCUUGCGGUCGGCUCGCCUCUUGUUAAUUUCUAGGACUUGAAUCUCGCAAAAGACUGUCGACAUGUCUGCACUUGGAAGAGUUUUGAUCUACGGUGGUAGGGGUGCCCUGGGUGCAUCCUGCGUUGCCCAUUUCAAGGCCAACAACUGGUGGGUUGGCUCAAUUGACUUAGCCAACAACGAUGAGGCAGACGCCAAUAUUCUGGUGAAGCCGGCUGAUGCCUGGGCCGAUCAGGAGAACUCUGUCGUGAAGGCGGUUGAAGAGCUGCUGGGCAGCAACAAGUUGGACGCGGUCAUCUGCGUGGCCGGUGGAUGGGCUGGUGGCAAUGCCUCUUCAGGAGACCUCGUCAAGAAUGCAGAUCUCAUGUGGAGGCAGAGCGUCUGGAGCUCGGUCAUCGCCGCCACCGUCGCCGCCAAAUUCCUCAAGGAUGGCGGCCUGCUCUCACUGCCCGGCGCCAAACCGGCCCUCGGACCCACACCAGGCAUGAUUGGCUAUGGAAUGGCAAAAGCAGCGGUGCACCAGCUGACCAAGUCGCUGGCCGGCGAAAAGAGUGGAAUGCCAGACAACUCACUGGUGGUUGCCACCCUGCCUGUCACCCUCGACACCCCAAUGAACCGCAAGUGGAUGCCAAAGGCCGACACUACUACCUGGACACCACUUGAAUUCAUUGCUGAAAUGUUCUUCAAGUGGUGCAAAGGCGAGGAGCGCCCUCCUAACGGUAGCCUCGUUACCCUGGUGACCAAGAAUUCGACCACAGAACUGCACUUUGACUGAUUUCGAAGAGGACCAAUCACCGUUUGAACGAUCAUGCCCACGAUGAGUGAAUGACUGCAUUCCAUGACAAUAUUUUCAUCUCAACCCUUCAUUUUAUGUAGUCCUUGCUGGUUUUGUUGCAAUAUUAAAUUAAAAGAUUAAUUUUA
Messenger RNA from Cloeon dipterum, 978 nucleotides. It is a transcript of the gene Dhpr, whose product is annotated as dihydropteridine reductase. The coding region runs from base 122 to 832 and encodes 236 amino acids. NCBI's taxonomy places the organism in Eukaryota, Metazoa, Arthropoda, Insecta, Ephemeroptera, Baetidae. Gene Ontology annotation, molecular function: NADPH binding; 6,7-dihydropteridine reductase activity; NADH binding. The transcript is spliced from 4 exons. Gene Ontology annotation, cellular component: cytoplasm. The record is from RefSeq and is a predicted model, not a curated record. Gene Ontology annotation, biological process: L-phenylalanine catabolic process; tetrahydrobiopterin biosynthetic process.